UUAUUGUAUAAAACGGACCCGCGCAAGGUCGUCUAUAGCUAGUCGAUAGUGAAUUUCGAAAGAAUAAGGACGCCUGAACACGUUGCAUUGCAAUAUGAAGACUGUGAUCCUAGUCCUGACCUACGCCACGCUGGCGACUUCAUCAGCCGUCCGGGACAAGCGAAGCUGGACAUACACGCAGGCCUACCCCGUCUCCAACACGCUCCCCAUAUACGAGUACCCCGAAUCCACGGAGAUCCACACUCAGGCCAAGACCAUCUACUCCGUUUCCGUGCCCAUCACACACACAGUCCACUUGGAACAGCCAGAAUAUUCGCGGCAGAUCAUCUACCACAACCCACCAACCACGUAUUAUAACAACUAUCACGUACCCCAGUACACACAACAGGUUUACACGCCACAAGUGUAUAGCCCUUGGCCUUAUCAACGUUAUGCUGAUACCUGGUGUUAAGUAAAUGUCCAACCAUCAUAUCUGAAUAUAAUGCGCUCGAUAUCGUCUACGAUGUACAUAUCAUGUCAAUCGAGCACACUGU
This is a messenger RNA of Cydia pomonella (codling moth), 533 nucleotides long. RefSeq lists its product as uncharacterized. The record is from RefSeq and is a predicted model, not a curated record. The transcript has 3 exons. Bases 95 to 451 code for a protein of 118 amino acids. Lineage: Eukaryota; Metazoa; Arthropoda; Insecta; Lepidoptera; Tortricidae.